This is a messenger RNA of Nematostella vectensis (starlet sea anemone), 2219 nucleotides long. Its product is annotated as STE20/SPS1-related proline-alanine-rich protein kinase. Gene Ontology annotation, biological process: protein phosphorylation. Bases 94 to 1566 code for a protein of 490 amino acids. The transcript is spliced from 18 exons. The record is from RefSeq and is a predicted model, not a curated record. NCBI's taxonomy places the organism in Eukaryota, Metazoa, Cnidaria, Anthozoa, Actiniaria, Edwardsiidae. Gene Ontology annotation, molecular function: protein serine/threonine kinase activity; ATP binding; protein serine/threonine kinase activator activity.
GGAUGCGGGAACGGAUUUUCUCAACACAGGGAACCCGAAACCUUCCAGUCUGUUACACCCCCUGCCCUAUUAGGAAGAAGCCGGCUUUCCAAAAUGGCGUCCGGUGAUGGUCGUGGAUGGCCAAAUACGAAAGAUGACUACAAACUACAAGAAGUCAUAGGUUAUGGCGCCACGGCGGUCGUGCAGGCUGCUAUUUGCGAGUCGAAGAACGAGAGAGUUGCAAUCAAGAGGAUCGAUUUGGAGAAAUGUGGAGCUAGUAUUGACGAAAUGAUGAAAGAGAUUCAUGCAAUGAGUCAGUGCAACCAUGAGAAUGUUGUCAAUUACUACACCUCUUUUGUUGUGCGUCAAGAGCUCUGGAUUGUCAUGAGACUUCUUAAUGGAGGUUCAAUGCUAGAUGUGAUCAAGCAGAGAAUCAAGCAACAGCCAGGCCUUGUAGAUGAAGGUGUCUUGGAGGAAGAUAUCAUUGCUACUGUGCUAAGGGAGGUGCUCAAGGGACUGGAAUACUUCCACAAGAAUGGAUUAAUUCACAGAGAUGUGAAGGCUGGUAACAUUCUUUUGGCCACAGACGGAUCAGUACAACUAGCUGACUUUGGAGUGAGCUCUGCAAUCAGUGAUUAUGGUGACCGUACAAAGCCAAAGAUGAGGAAGACAUUUGUAGGUACCCCUUGCUGGAUGGCUCCUGAAGUGAUGGAACAGGUACAUGGCUACAAUCACAAGGCUGACAUCUGGAGUUUUGGAAUCACCGCCAUAGAGCUAGCUACUGGCACAGCUCCCUAUGCUAAAUUCCCAGCAAUGAAGGUCUUGAUGCUAACUCUCCAGAAUGAUCCACCCAGAAUGGAGACAUGUGCUGACGGGUCAACCAGAGAUUACAAAAAGUACUCCAAAGUCUUCAAGAAAAUGGUUUCUCUUUGCCUUCAGAAGGAACCAGCAAAUAGACCAGAUGCCAAUGAGCUUCUCAAGAAUCCAUUCUUCAAAAAGGCUAAGGGAAAGGACUAUCUGAGCGAAGCCUUAGUUCCUCUGAUGCCCCCCCUUGGUGAACGCUCACAAAAGGUUAAGCGUGUACCUGGGUCAAGCGGUAGACUGCAUCGCACAGAAGAUGGUGAAUGGGAGUGGUCUGAUGACGAGGGAGAGAAGGAUGGAACGGAGGUAGAUACAGAUGACGAGAUUUUAAAAGAUGGUGCUGAGCCUACUCCUGAGGUAACGCAAGCCCAAGAAUCAAGCCCACCUCUACCGGACAUUCAAGUAGAACCCUCCAGCACUCAAGGUAAAUCCGCCCCUGCACAGUUAGAUUUAACAUUAAGACUAAGAAAUGAGAAGAAAGAACUCAAUGACAUAAGAUUCGACUUCACAUUUGGCAAAGAUACUGCUGAGGGCGUUGCCCAGGAGCUGGUGUCCGCCGGUCUCAUAGAUGGUCAAGACUUGGUCAUAGUCGCUGCAAAUUUACAGAAGGUAGUGGAUGAACCCCCAGAGAGCAAAUUCUUAACGUUUCCGUUGAAAUCCUCCGGCACCAGCGAAACACCAGACGAAAAAGCCCUCAUCGGCUUUGCACAACUCACAAUACACUAGCCGCUAGACCUGCGAAAUAACGCGAAUUACUAAAAAUGUCGGUACUAUUAUCUAGCAUUUUUAUAUGAAUACACGCUGAUUGCGUGUUAUAGGAAACUACUGUUUGUUGGAGGAGGAGUGCUGGUGACAAACUUCGAGUAGGCAAAUUUGGAAUCGGUCAAAGUACUCUUGAUUAACAAGAGAUUUUUUCCGGGGUAUCCGGGGUAUCCAGUGACUACCCUCAGGCGGCAAGAAAAUGUUGAUGAAAAACCGGUGUCUUGACUUUGCCUGCAUUAAAUGAGAAAAUUAUUGUGAAAUAGAACAAAACUCACUGAUCUGCACGAUAUAAAUGACGCAAUACCAGGAUAUAAAAUCUUCCCCAUUUCAUUCUGUUCUAAGAUGAUUCUAGCUGCCUAAGAUGUUGGUUUUUUAAUUCCCGUUUUAAAACAUAACUGUAUCCAGGAUAUCUUUCCAUAAAUUUGACAAUGUUACAACAGUGUAUUUCUCAAAAACUAUAAAAGAAUUUCCCUGAGAGUAAUUAAAUUGUUUUUUAAGAGUCAAUGGUUACGACCCGAGUGUAUAAGAACUCCGGAAAAGUAAAAAAGAUGUUUCAAAGAGAACGAUGUUAAUUGAAAAAUGGAAAAUGAAAAAAUAAAAUGGCGAAAUAGACUGCA